Molecule: messenger RNA, 2928 nt
Organism: Schistosoma turkestanicum
Lineage: Eukaryota; Metazoa; Platyhelminthes; Trematoda; Strigeidida; Schistosomatidae
Source: the annotation of a GenBank genome assembly
GGCGAAUAUGUUGAAAAAUUGCUUACUGGAGCGCGCAGGAUGAUUAGAGGCUGUUGUAUUUUCGCAGCAGGAUUUUACUCUGGAGUUUUGUUUCAGAACCAAUACAAAAUCCAAAAUGUAUCCACACCGACAGAACUUGGCGAAAAAAUCAUAACUACAGUUCAAACAUUACUAGAGCAGAAAAACAAACCUAAAUAACUGUAAACAUCCUACAUCGCAAGUCUUCUGUAUCAAAAAGACACGAAUUUAUGAAUCUCGACACCAAAUUCUGUAGUUUUUUGCACCAUUUACUUUCCUUAACACAACUGUGUUAUACAUUUAUUUUACCUAGGAAUAUUGGAAAUAUUUCUUCACAAAACAUUCUUUUUAUUUCUGACUGGCUUGUUAAAACCGGAAAAUUACAUGUUAUAUCAAAUCUCUUAGUAGAGGAUGUCGAUUUAGAUGGAAAUCUUGAUGUAUAUUUUUCUACUUCUGAUGGUACACUGUACGGUGUUUCAAAUGUGCUCAAAUGUAGUACGGUAAAGCCAUGCAGUGCUCAUCAUGAGAACUGGCCUGUUACCCAUCAUGGUGAAGUUUUCUUUUCGUCUCCACAUGCGGUUGACGUUUAUGCUGACGGCUUGAAGUCGGUACUUUUUAUUAGCUAUCAUGGAGCAGUGUUUACUUAUGAUUAUCAUGGAAACUUAUUGUCACAUUUUCAAAUUCCAGAUAUCAUUUUGGAUCGAAGUAUAUUAUCUCGACGUAAUCCGGACAAGAAUUUAUUUGAAUCUAUACGCUGGGCAUCUACUGACAACCAGUUACUGGAUAUUCGUCUGCAUCCCAUAGUUUAUACAGAUCCAAUUAUUUUAACUUCAUUAAUUGUUCCAUCGAAUAUGAAUGACAUAGAUUUCUUUUAUGUUGAUUUUUUGCAUAUUGCAUUAAAUUUCAUCACCUAUGAUCCACAUAUCACAACAACUUCGCUAAAUGAGUCGUUUUCUUCAGAUGAAGGUGUACUAGUAGCAGCAAUUGUGAAUAUACCUCGUUGUGCUUUGCUUUAUUUGCCGAAGAAAGAUUCCAAGUUAUGUUCACUACGUCUUAAAGUUUUGGAAGUUGACUGGUUGUCUGUUAAAUUUCCACCAUAUGUUUUCUCAUCGCCUACUAUAAAUGCCAAUGUACUGGAAGAGACCCGAGUCAAAGAUCAUUUAUACGUUGACAGCUAUUAUAGUUUCAUCACUACAUUCAGCGGAAAUAUACAUGUGGUUCAAUUAUCAAUGUUAAAUAGUCAUGGUGGUCAACUUUCGCCUGAUGUCAAUGACAUUUUUAUUGAUUCCUAUUCUCUGCAUGUCACUCCAAUGACCUUGUCUUGUGUACCGUCACCAUGUCCAUUAAUUAAAAUGAAAUCGAAUUUACUACAGUCUAAUGUACAUACUUGUUGUUUACAAGUCGAUAUUUAUUCUUGUCUACGUCUUAUUCGUCUUGUACCAAUUAAAAAAUAUCAUUCUCAAGUUUAUUGGACAUAUUGUCCCACUAAUACUACUACUAUUACCAAAUCAUUUGAGUAUGGUGAACAAAUUGGCCAAGUGACAAUUGUUCCUGGAUGUCAAAAAUUUCAAACUUGUUCUCCAUGGUCUGUUUACACAACACCUGAUGGUUAUGCACAUGCUGUCGAAAUCCAGACAGGAUUAUCAGCUCCGGGAUAUCCUGUUAGUCUUUCCACUAUGAACUAUAAUGUUACAAAUCUUUCUAUAGGAUCAGGAUUAUUAUAUCAAAGCGAAGAUUUUACAUACUGGCUGCUUUUUACUGAUGUUUAUGCAAAUCUCAUUCAUUUACGACUACAUAAUCCUUUGGUGAUCAUAUCAAUUAAUCAUGAUAGUAUAUUACAUAAUCAUCAGUCUAAUUCAUUGCAGACAAUUUCAUUAUCUCCAAAACCUAUACGGUUACAAGCUGGAGCAUUGACAUCGCCUUCAUAUCUUUUAUUGUCAAACUAUGGUUUAUUAUUAUUGAAGAGUAAAUCAUCUCCAUAUAUUGUUCAACGUAAUUCAACAUCAUUAUUAACUUAUUCAAAGUAUAUUGUUAAUGUUAACAAAUCUGUUGCACAGUUGAUGAAUCCUUUUCAAUUUAUCAGUGCUCAAUUUGUUAAUGAUUACCUUGAACCGGUUGAUUCUGUCAUUUUUGAUGAUAAUAAAAGAACUUUAAAUUAUUUAAUCAGAGAUUGUUCUUAUCAGUUGAAUUUAUUGAAUGAAUCUCAUUUGGCGAAACGAUUUUUAGUCAGAUUAUUCACAUCGUUUGGUGUACCAAUAUCAGAAUGGUCAAAUGCAUAUGUAACCAAAAAUUCGGCAUGCCUCAGUAGUUGUAAAUGUUCCACUGGUUCAUUGUCUAUACAACAUAGCUUACCAUCUGGUUCAUAUCGUAGUGAAUUAUAUCUGUCUGUGAUUGAUACAACCAAUGGUUAUUUCAUUGUGAAUUAUCCAAUGUUAACAGGUUCUACGGAAAUUGCUUCACGUAUUAUGUUACAUAUUGGAUUAUAUCAAACACAAUUAAUUGUCAGUUUAAUUUAUUUACCAGGAGUUUAUUUAUUCAUUGGAUUAACAAUGAUUCAUUGGUUUUCCAUAUUGACAACAAAGCAGACUCUAAAUAUGCAUGGCAAAAUGAAGCAAUCAAUUUGAUUCUAGUCUAUAGAAUACAGUGUAUACAGUCAGUACAACAUCACAAUAGUCAGUUAACUAUCGCAUUAUUCUCACCUACCUUUUCUUUCUCUGUGCAUACAAUUUCUCCCUUUCUUUCCUAUAAAUCAAUUAGUUCAUUUUCAUGAGGUUUUCGCUUAUUUCCCUGUGUUCUCAGCACAUCAAUGUUACAAUCAAUGCAAUGCAUGUAUGUAAAACCAUUCCAUGUAUGUAUAAGGAAGAAAUAAAAUACAAUGUAUGCAAAAAAAUAAAUGACUUGUAUCAUCUC